AUGUCACCUGCAUUUGCAGAGACAGGAUUCAACAAGACAUCCGAGAAGCCGAUUGUGAACAUCAAUACUGGAGAUGCAACAAAAGGCUUCAAAACAGCCUUGGCCGUGGAAAUACCUCUAGUGGUCAUAGCAUUCAGCACCGUGGGCUUCCGAGUCUACUCCAGAUUAGCGAUCAAGAGAAAACUUGCGCCUGAUGAUAUUUUGAUACUGCUAGGCUCGGCUUCGGCUUUUGCACGCACUGUCAUAUCCUGCAUGAGUGCAAAAGAUGACUGGGGCUAUGACAGAAAAGGGCAUGUGAAUUCUAGCAUAAAUGCUAUACCAAAUCAUAUAUUCGAAAGGCGCAUUGCUUACCUCUUCGCUGUUACUUUUACUCGUCUUUCCUUCCUGGCGUACUACCUACGCAUCUUCCCUGCCGGGAUGUCAUCGCUCAGAAAGUGCUGCUACAUUCUCCUGGUGGCAACGCUUGCGCAUUUUGUUGAAGUCCUCACUGUGCUCAUAGUGUACUGCGAGAACAUUGGCAAACUCUGGACUGUUCACUGGCUCGAUUUCACUGGAUCGCAGUGUUUCAGUUCCGCCGUCUAUAGUUAUUCGGCAGCUAUCGGUGACAGCGUUAUGGACAGCAUGAUAUUUGCACUCCCAAUCGUAUACGUGUGGAAGCUCUCGAAGCUGAGCAUUCGCCAAAGACUUGGCCUUGUCGUCAUCUUUGGCCUAGGCUUCAUCGUAUGUGUAGUGGCUCUUCUCCAAAUUCCGUUCAUCCGGCGCCGGGAAAGCAAUAUGCAAUAUUUCGGCACUGCCGUUAAUAUGCUCAUCUCCAUCCAAAUCUCAUUUGCAAUAGUCGCAGCCUCGCUACCGGACCUUCGUGCACUGAUAGCGCGUAAAUUUGCAAAUUUUUCCCCUCUCCACCACCGCAGCCUGGCUACCAACGGGCGCCACCCAAACGGCGGCAGUGGGCGGGGUCAAGUCAGAGAAGGUGACUUGGAACAAGGCCCAUCGGGUGAAGGAGUGUGUGAAAGUCCCCGCGCAACGCCCGAAGGGAAGAAGGCAAUCAGAAAACCAGACUGGAUGAGGAACAGCAUACCUGCGAGUUUAAUGUCAACCAUGAUUACGCAGAACGAAGUCACUCGGCUGUCGAGCGAAGAGUACCCAUUACCGUGCCGAUCACCCGAGAAAGAAGUAACUUGA
Messenger RNA from Exserohilum turcica Et28A, 1182 nucleotides. RefSeq lists its product as uncharacterized. The transcript has 3 exons. The record is from RefSeq and is a predicted model, not a curated record. The coding region runs from base 1 to 1182 and encodes 393 amino acids. NCBI's taxonomy places the organism in Eukaryota, Fungi, Ascomycota, Dothideomycetes, Pleosporales, Pleosporaceae.